Molecule: messenger RNA, 6341 nt
Organism: Ornithodoros turicata
Lineage: Eukaryota; Metazoa; Arthropoda; Arachnida; Ixodida; Argasidae
Gene: Rubicon
Product: run domain Beclin-1-interacting and cysteine-rich domain-containing protein-like
Exons: 19
Coding region: 193-2061 (622 amino acids)
Cellular component (GO): intracellular membrane-bounded organelle
Molecular function (GO): phosphatidylinositol phosphate binding
Source: RefSeq, a predicted model, not a curated record
AGCACGCGCCUUGGAGCUGGCGCCCUCUAGCGGUGUGACGUCAGUGAAUAACCAGAAAAAAGCAUAUUGAACGUCGCACCCAAGACUUUUGGGUAUUGUCAGCAAAGUUGGUCGUUGAUCUGGCCCCACCUCCGUCAUACUCACUGAAGCAGAGAUUAUGGAUCCGAAAACCUGACGUAGUUCUUCUGCCCAAUGCACGCGAAGCUGUUAGAACCUGACUCGGACAAGCAACAUCGGAGUUGUGCAGAUCUGGAUUCCGAAAACUGCGGUCCCCAUGCAAGCAGUCAAGGCAUGGGCAGCAGUGUGCAGGGAGGGGGCACUGCCUCCGGGCCUGUGGAAAUACAACAAAAGGCGACGCAAGCCAAAGACGUGACUCGACCGAGGAAAGCGCACCACAUGAGAUCCCGUUCGGACAUUGUACAGCAGCACCAUGCGAUGACGAGGUGCCGUGACAUGAAGCUCUCACCGUCCUUCCCAUCUCAUUUGUCAAAGAGCUUGAAGACUCGGAGGAGCCUGCUUGACGAUGGCAGCCGAAUCAUUCCUCCAACGGAGUGCUUCUUUCCACAGCCUCAGAAGGGACAGAGUCUCACCAGCUUUCUGUCUUCAUCGGAAUUCAGCAACUGUGCCGAGCUUGACAAGGAGAAUGCACACUUCUACGUCUCAGAGGCACUCAUAUCCGCCAUGGAACAGAUGAGGUGGCGAAAAGCUGUAUAUGGGCAAAGCGACGGUGAGGCGGAGGAGAGCGAGGUAGAAGACAUAAAGCAGCGCAUACGCAUUCGACGCCGGGAAAAGGUGCAAGAGAAAAUCUCUAGGCCAUUAGAAUUGCAGCUUAGCGAUGGGCUAACAGACACCCCGACAAGCAUAUCCCCAGCAAGCUCGUUCAAUUCUUCUACGUCUUGUCGAGAAGGAGAAAGUGACACUGACAUUGAAGACUUUGACCUCUCAGAAAAUAGGACCACAAACUUGUCGCUAGUGCCAGAGCAAGGACUGUCUUUAUCAAUGGCUUCUCUCUAUUCAGAUACGGACAUUAAGAAGUUGUCGCAGGAUUCUGGUUCAACGGAGGUCCUCAACAAAUUGACACCGUCAGCUGAGGUGGUUGCGCUAAGCUUGUUGAAGAAGUUUUCUGAAAAACACCUGCCAAAGGCGUCCGAACUGGUGUGGUUAGUUUCAGAAAGGGAUGCUCCUCAGUCGCUACUCCCUCUGCCAGACUCUUGGCCCAUCUCACCAGAUGAAGCUUUUGAUGAGUAUGAUGUUCCAAAGACUCGCCUGAGGGGCAACUUGGAGUGGGCUCCGCCAAGGGAGCAGAUAAUCUUGAGUGUCCGCACCAAGCCCAGGCUGAGAAUGCAGCUGGCUGCGCAGAAUUACCGAUGUGCUGGCUGUGGUAUGAAGGUCAGCCAAGCGCUCGCGAGUGGUCUGCGCUACUGCGAGUACCUGAGCAAGCUGUUCUGUCACUGCUGUCACAAUAACAGCACUGCAGUGAUACCAGCACGCGUGUUGCACCAGUGGGACUUCGGCCGGUACCCCGUCUCAAAGUUUGCGCACGACCUUCUGGAGCGGUUGUCUGCGGAUCCACUUUUCCACGUGCAGGACCUGAAUCCUUCGCUGUACAGGCGCAGCAACAGCAUGAACAGGGUGCGACAGUAUCGGUUGGCACUUCAUCAUCUCCAGCAAUUUGUACAGGCCUGUCGACACGCAGUCGUGCUUCAAGAUGAACUGGAAAAACUCCCUCAUUAUUUGUUAAGUGACCCUGAUGUCUACUCAUUGGAAGACCUGCAGCAGGUUCGCAGCGGUGCUUUGGUUGAAAGCCUGAAAAAGAUUUGGCAGUCAUGCCUGAACCACUGCACCCAGUGUGCCCGCUGCUGUGCCCAAGGCUUCAUCUGUGAAGGCUGCCAUAAUGGAAAAGACAUCCUAUUCCCUUAUCAGCUCUCUUCUACAUUUCAGUGUCCUGCCUGCAGGGCGUGCUUCCACCACAAAUGCUACGUGCCUGGACACUGUCCAAAGUGCCUACGUCUAGAGAACAGAAGGAAAACCUGGGCGCACAUGGAAUAUGCAUCUUCUUGAUUGGUUCACCUUGCCGGUUCGUCCAAUGACUGGGAUUGUCCUAUCCGUCCAAUCACAGCGGCAAGCCGUGUACCUCUGGACACAUCGUUGUGUAUGCAUGACGUAUACUUCUCAUCCCCGCUGCAGAUAUAACAUACUGCCAUGGGAUUUGGAAAGGGAGCAGGUUUGCUACAAAUGGACUUCAAACAAAGUGAACUUCUGUUCAGCGCUUGUCACCGUCCCUGCAGUGAAAGGCAUCUUCGUUAAUUCCGUAGUAAGCACCGCAUGUGAGAAGAUGCCAGUGCAGGUGGCUGCAGAAUUUUCGUGAAUUUUUAUGCAUCGUUUAAUGCACGCCUUGACGGGCAGUAGCAACAGUCCAAAAAUGCAGAACGGUCUGCUUGCUUUGUAAACAGAUUGAAUGCGUUUACAGCAUACUACAUAUUUUACUACUGUGAAGAAUAGUCGUACCGCAUAUACUGUUAAUUUGGAUGUUUUUAAUGGGAAUAGCCAAAACUGUAUUGAACUUGUUGAGAUAAGUAGACAGUGCAACAAGCUGCUUUAAUUGACCAAAAUUGGAACAUAAAGGAUAAGAAUGUCUGUGCGCCCUUGGGCAUGCUCCCUGUAACAUUACCUUCCUCUGUAAUACUCUCUUUUGAGAUAGGAGUGAUAGUCAGAGAUAGAGAGAGAUACCUAGAGAUAGCCAGCUGAAAGUGAGAGGAACGUGAGUUGCAGUUGGAGCACAGUGUGGGGACGUUGGAAUGCAGUAGUGACCGUCGUUUUUGAGAGCAGGCCAACCAAGUCUUUCUUUUUUUUUUUUCUUUUUUUUUUUGAUAAGUUAAUUUAGGACAAUGUAAUUUUUUGUGACUCCCACAAAGUCGACUAGAGACAUUGUUCCUUAGAGUAUACCAGCAGCACAGACAAGUAUUUGUGAAAGGGAAUUGUAAUACUGCAAAACAGAUUGGUUGGGUACAAUGUGAGGGCCCAUAUGGUGGGGGUAUAAAAGUGCAUGACCAUUAUUGAUUUACAAUUAUUGAUACAAUAACAAGUUAUUAGAUGUCUCAUUUGCAACAGUACUGAGUAGAAAGCAAAAAGCACUUCUUUCUUGCUUUUUUUUUUUUUUUUUUUUGCAUAGGUACAUGACUUGUACAAACAAAGGAACGUUAAGUAGACCUCCAACGCAGAAGCAUGCUUAUUGGAAGCGUUUCAGGCCCCUCUUACAGCCCCCUAGACUCUCCUCUGAGGUUCCUCCGUGGUUUCCGUGCGAGACCCCAGAAAACCACGAAUUCUAUAAGUAAAUAAACUCCACAAGGCUCGUAAAGAAAUUCUUGGAGGUCAGUGACUGGGCACUGCUUACAGUAAUUGGAUAUUAAUUAGAUGAAUUAAUUACUGGUUCGAUCUUUUUUGCUCUUCGUUCGUACUGUCGUUCCCUCAACUUUUCUGGUGGCAUUCAUCGUUCUUGCUCUCACUUUAUCCACAAGUGCCUCAUUAGACUUCUUGCGUGUCUUCGUCAUUCAGCAUCCCUCAUUGGACACAAUCAGUGCCCUUGGCUACACAUGAGAAUGCUUUGUCCACUCACCGUUGUCAACACCACCUAGGUAGAGAAAGCCUGUACAUUGCCUUCUCUCCCUCUUUCAAUUAAGAGUCCAAACUUGUCUGUUACUGUGGUUAAAACCCAUUUUUAACCCCCCCCCCCGAUUUGCAUUAUCGUCACUUGUGGUAAAACCCGAAAAAACACGAAGACUAACUUGGCAAUGUGCCAGUACGGCCACCAAUACGGGCAAUGAUGAAUGCUAAACACUGCACAUCCAGCAUGGCAGUUUCGUAUCUUGUGUUAAUCUAAAGUGUGAGAAGCACUCUUGUUCGUAUUUUUGGCCCUAAAAUCAGCUUUUUCACCCAAUAUCGCCAGAUUUUACUGUUUUACAGCUCCCGAAAAGAAAAAAAAUUUUUUUUAACCCAAGCAGCACAAUAUCAUGGGCCAAUAUUGGACUGAUACUGGAUAUACUGGUCCCAUAUUGGACUGAUACUGGAUAUACUGGCCCUGUAUUGGACUGAUGCUGGAUAUACUGCCAGCACAUUGCCAAUAUCGGUCCAGUAUUGGGCUCAGAUGUUGUGCUGCUGGGAACCCCCCGAUUUUCAAAAGGCAUAAUAAAACCCGAAAACACAGGCCGCCUAUAUGUGUGUGAUACUGGAGUAGCGCACUUGUAUUCACGCCAGUUACGAUCUUUACUUUUGUGCAGUAGCGGUAGACCCCAGUGUUUUCGGGUUUCAUGUGCUUUCGUAAUCGGGGUGUGGAAGUCUGGUUUUAUGCUGGAAGCUGCAAAACAGAAAUUCAAGUGAUACAGUGUAAAAGAGCUGAUUUUUGGGUCGAAAAGAAAAAAACAAAAAUCGAAAAGAGAUGGCAGGAAGCAGUGUCGCAUGAUGUAUUUAGUAUUGUUUGAAUUUAGUGUUCCCCCAUAAAAGCAGCUGAACUUGCGUUGAAGUAAUGAUGGUGAAAAUUGAGGGGUAAAAACUUGUCUUACUGGGCUUAACCCCAGAACACGGGACUCCAAUUGUCGUGCAUGUGCUUUACAUGCACACAGUUCCUGGGGUAUUUGAACAUAUACACUUAAUUGAUUUGGAACUGCCACUAAAUUAUUGUUUUAAGCAGCGGAGGAAAAUUCUUCGUUCGUUCUGGAAGGAAACCUGCACUAAUACUCUGUUUUAUAUUAUUGAAACAAUCUGGCAGAAAUUAGUUUUCUGGUGUACAGAAUUACUUUGCACCAGUAACUGGUAGGUUACUUGUAAAAAAAAUAGUAGUACAUAAUAGUAACUUGGCUGCUUCACAGUUACUUUCUAAGAAACGAAAUACAAGUGAAAUACAAUUUUAUGCAAGCAAAUGUGACGCUAAAAAAACUUUGACCGUUUGCACUUUCGAGCCACAACGACAUCACAUGCCUGUUACAACUAAGUGCUAGUAGUUGCUUUCCGAAGUUACCAUCAGUAAGCUUCCAUAUUGUCAGUCAAAACACAGUCCUUGAAAUUGGAGCGCUGGAGGGAAUGCAGUAAGAUCUUCACGACGAGAAAACUGUUCAUAGCGUGCAGACAUAUGGCAAAAUAUGAUGCCACAUUCAUAACUGCAUUGUAGUUACAUUUUACAAUUGCUCUAACCAAAAGUCUUAGCAAGUUACAGUUUCAAGUUCGUUGUAACAACUCUCCUUCGGAAUGAGCUACGAGGUGUUGGGUGCGGAAUUUACUUUUAUGUGUUUUGUUUUAAAAAAUAUAUAAAUUAAGCUAGCAAACAAUUAUAAACCAAAUUAAUUAAACCAUUACUCCAAAAUGUUACUUUAACUUGCUGAAGUGUCGGCCACAUACACUAUCGGAAAGACAAGCUCUAUCUGAAGGGUAGAAUUGCCUAUGCAUGCAGGGUCCUACAGUUUGUCAGUUUGACUCGCCUGUCACUGUUGAGAGUAUUGCUCCAGUCAGACGGGUACAAAAUGAGAACGCAUUUAAACCAUACUGAGUGGAAAGCUCAAGUUACCUGGCAGUGCUUGUGCUUCUCAUCGGGUUCUGCAACAAUUCCGGUGUGCAAAAAAAAAAAAAAAGGCCUGACCUUCCAAGAGAGCCCUGCUUCUGCGGUGGGCUGCUGUCGAAGAGUUUUACGGGCAAUUUCCUCAAUUCAGCUGCAUUGCAUGUAGCUGCGAUUUAAUAUGGUCACGCAGUUAUGUCAAUUGAAGGCUGUUUCAGCAAUUAUUUAGCAGUGCAGUUCCAUAGCUGUGACACCGAAAUGCAGUGCUUUCAGUUUACAAGAUUCGGAGAUUUUUAGUGUGUAAGGGCUGUAGAGGAAAUUUGUGUUUGUGCCAAGAACCUAAUCCUCUUUCUUUUUAAAACUGAGCCGCUUUUAUUGACUACUAAAACAAAGUUUACUUUCUACUUGCUACUCUAUGUCUUAUGUUUGCUACAUUUCCUUGGACUUUACAUAUGUGCAGCACUUCCUUCAAGCAAUUCUUUUCUGCAGACAUUGCUUAGUUAUUUCUAUUUAUCUUUCCUUUACCGUGUGAAGUGUAUAAAAUGUGUUUAUAGAGUGCUCAGAAGGAGCAGACCUGGUAUUUUUUUGCACCAAGAACCUGAGUGAGAUAUAGUGUUUGUACAAUAUCUCUUAGACUGUGCCUUGAAUUAUUAUGACUGAUAACACAGAAUGUAAUGCAUUGGCUUUGCACCACAUAUUUACGGUUUUGUAAGCAUUGUUAAUCGGCCUGUGCUUCACUACUCGUCACUACCUACUAGUCAUUUUGCAAAAUAAAAGUGUGUGCAGUCACUCUCAA